Messenger RNA from Oldenlandia corymbosa var. corymbosa, 1343 nucleotides. The record is from the annotation of a GenBank genome assembly. Lineage: Eukaryota; Viridiplantae; Streptophyta; Magnoliopsida; Gentianales; Rubiaceae.
GUCUAUUUGAAUAUAGAUACUCUAAUUUUACAUAGUCCUCCUCCUAGUCGUUCUGUAUCAGCGACACAGUCCGGUAAGCUCUGCACUAACUACCUCCUCUUUUUAGGGUUAAGGUCUACUCCGAUCAAACUCCACCACGAAUUCACCGCCAUUAAAAUGAAAUUAACCUCACCGGAGACGAUCCCAGACGCUCACGAGGACUCAAUAUGGACAGCCUCGUGGAUACCGGCAACAGAAGAUUCUCCCCCGCUCCUCCUCACCGGAUCCCUGGACGAAACCGUCCGGCUUUGGGACCCCGAGAGUAAGAAUUGCAUCCUCAAAAACACUGGUCACAGCCUAGGGGUCGUCUCUGUCGCUGCUCAUCCUUCUGGUCGGAUUGCGGCGUCCGCCUCGAUCGAUAGCUUUAUCCGGGUAUUUGAUGUCGUCACCAAUAACACCAUUGCCACCCUCGAAGCUCCUCCAUCCGAAAUUUGGCAAUUGAAAUUUAAUCCUGAGGGUAAAAUCCUAGCUGCAGCUGGAGGUGGCAGUGCCUCAAUCAAGCUAUGGGAUACUGCGAAAUGGCAACCGAUUACAACAUUGUCAAUCCCUCGCCCUGAAGGUUCAAAACCAGGUGAUAAAAGUAGCAACAAGAAGUUUGUCCUUUCAGUCGCUUGGAGUGCCGAUGGAAGACACAUUGCUUGUGGUUCCAUGGAUGGCACUAUCUCUGUUUUUGAUGUUGCACGGGCCAAAUUUCUGCAUCACCUGGAAGGGCAUUGUAUGCCAGUUCGCACUCUUGUAUACUCAUCGGCACCUCUUGACUCCAGAAUUCUUUUUUCUGGUUCGGAUGAUGGCCAUGUACACGUGUAUGAUGCUGAGGGGAAAACCAUGAUUGCUGCCAUGUCAGGUCAUGCAAGUUGGGUUUUAAGUGUGGACGCUUCCCCGGAUGGUGCUGCAAUUGUAUCGGGCUCAAGUGACAAGACUGUUAGAUUGUGGGACUUGAAGAUGAGAGCAGCCACCCAGAUAUUCUCCAACCACACUGAUAUGGUUUGGACAGUGGCAUUUGGACCACCAGGAAGGACGGAUGUUCGGUCCUGUUCGCUUGCAAGCGUGUCUGAUGACAAAAGCAUCUCACUUUAUCAGUACUCUUGAUGGUUUCUUGUUGUAUCGAGUUUUAGAUUAGUCUUUCAACGAGUCCAUCGACAUGUGUAACUUUCUGGCUUAACUUAACAUUGGUAAAUUGACUUCAAGAUCGUACAGAUCUUUGUUGAAAUGCAGUUCUAUGAAAAUGUUUUUUGAUAUUUGUAGAAGGCUUAAAAAUUAAUUACGGAGAAUACGAUGAACAUUCCCGCAGUUGAUGAUGAUCA